AUGAUUAGGCCGGGUCAAACAGGAGUAUUUAAAACGAAUACUGUUUUAGCAUACGAUGAUAAUCUAAACCUUCUAGCCUGGGGUUAUCCAGCAUUGGCAGAGGAGCCCUCAAGGAAACAAAAAAAGAAUCAAACCAAAGCACAAUCAAGGCCAGUAGAAUUGUUUAAACUUCAUUUGGCUAAUAAUAUAAAGGAUGAUGAAAAACCGCCACUUCCUUUAGGUUUGGAUUUUAAAAGAGUCAUUACUGACUAUUUACAUCAAAUGAAUAAAUCAAUCGCAGACGUUUUGAAUACUCGAUGGCCAGGUCUAAAAUAUCCUCAACAAGUAAGAUAUGUUAUAUCAGUUCCUGCUGAAUGGGGACAUGAUGCAAGAGCUAUUAUGAGAGAGUGCAUGUAUAAUGCAGGCUAUUUGGAAACCAAGCAAUCUCUAAAUUUAGAAUUUACUUCGGAACGUAUAACACAAACAGGGCGUAUUUUCAAAUUUCACAAAUUGGCAUACCGUGGUACGGAAGUAUCAGUUGAUCAAAAAUAUUCCUACACAGCAGCACCAGUUGUUCCAAAUCAAGUAGAUAUGACAUUUAAUAUUUUCAUUUCACCUGAUAAUGGUGCAAAUUAUUGUGAUGAGGAUGGAAUGAGAAUGCUUGGCAAGAUGAAAAUUGAUUUACCAGAUCCACAAAAAGGUAAAAAUCGAUUGGUAGAGUUUAGUUUAACUUUUAGUACAAUGGAAAUAAAAGCAAUGGCUAUUAACAAAAGAACUGGACAAAUUUAUGAAAGUAACUUUGUUCUGGAAUUCUAA
Messenger RNA from Entrophospora candida, 795 nucleotides. The record is from the annotation of a GenBank genome assembly. NCBI's taxonomy places the organism in Eukaryota, Fungi, Glomeromycota, Glomeromycetes, Entrophosporales, Entrophosporaceae.